AUGUCGACCCAGGCCAAGGACACCGCGCCAUCGCCGCUGCCCAAGGUGGCCAAGCAGCUCAUCGUGUUCGACUUUGACUGGUCCCUCGCCGACCAGGACACGGAUCGGUACGUGCACGAGGUCCUCUCGCCGCGGCUGCGCGCCAAGCUCAAGCAGCUCAAGUCGAGCGUCCAGUUCACCGACCUCUGCUCCCAGCUCCUCGUCGAGCUGCACGAGGUCGAGGGCAAGUCCAAGGACGAUGUCCUCAACGCCCUCCGCAUGCUCCCCAUGCACCCGGGCAUGAUGCGCGGCGUCAAGGCCCUCAAGCAGAGCGCCAACGUCGACACCACCUUCUUCCUCCUGAGCAACUCGAACCAGGUCUACAUCGACACGAUCCUCGAGCACCAUAACCUCCUUCCACCUGCGUUCGAGCUCUUCACCGAGAUUGUCACCAACCCGGCCACGUGGUCGCCCAGCGGUUGCCUGCAGCUCUCCCGACGCAUCCCCGCCUCGUCGCCCAACCAGCACGCCUGCUCCGUCGGCUGCUCGCCAAACAUGUGCAAGGGCGACGAGCUCGAGGCCUUCCUGUCGCGCCACGGCGGCCGCCAGGCCUUCGACCGCAUCAUCUACGUCGGCGACGGCGGAAACGACUACUGCCCCGUCCUCCGCCUCGGCGCCAACGACCUCGCCCUCGUCCGACGCUACCGCGGCCUCGAGACCCGCAUCGCCCGCGAGGGAAACGUCAAGGCGGGCAUCCGAUACUGGGCUGGCGCGUGGGAGGUCGAGGGCAUCCUCGGCGAGCUCAGGGGAGAGCCUCGCCUGGCCUGA
Messenger RNA from Pseudozyma flocculosa PF-1, 807 nucleotides. RefSeq lists its product as uncharacterized. The transcript has 3 exons. Bases 1 to 807 code for a protein of 268 amino acids. Gene Ontology annotation, molecular function: phosphatase activity. Lineage: Eukaryota; Fungi; Basidiomycota; Ustilaginomycetes; Ustilaginales; Ustilaginaceae. The record is from RefSeq and is a predicted model, not a curated record.